Molecule: messenger RNA, 2436 nt
Organism: Leishmania mexicana MHOM/GT/2001/U1103
Lineage: Eukaryota; Euglenozoa; Kinetoplastea; Trypanosomatida; Trypanosomatidae
Exons: 1
Coding region: 1-2436 (811 amino acids)
Source: RefSeq, a predicted model, not a curated record
AUGAAUGGACUUCUUGGUUUCCGUGAGGAUUCUCCAGCUGUCGAGGUGCCGAUCGAGGAUGACAUCUCCUACAACGGGUCCACCUCCCAAUCCUCCUACACGAGCCACUCCCGCAGCUCUAGCGGCAGCGUCUAUAGCACAUCCACCUCGGCCACGGACAACGAGGCGUACCAGAACCUCAAGCUCGAGCUCGACGUGGCUCAAGAAAACAUAGUUGAACUUCAUCAGAAAUACGACGAUCUCGAGCGCACCUCGAAAUACGCGAAAGGACAACUCGAGAACGAGAUCGAUUUCCUACGCCUUCAGCUUCAGCGCCUCAAGGAAAAACCCGCGACAUCGCAUGAACAGGCGACUCGGCUACUCGAGCUCGAGGCUGGGAGGGCUGCGGCUGCCGCGAGGGUGCAGGAGCUGGAGGCGGCUGCGGCGUCGAGCACCGAGGCCGCGACCAGGCUGGCCGCCGAGCACGCUGAGCAGGUUGCCGGGCUGGAGACUGCGAGGGCUGCGGCUGCCGCGAGGGUGCAGGAGCUGGAGGCGGCUGCGGCGUCGAGCACCGAGGCCGCGACCAGGCUGGCCGCCGAGCACGCUGAGCAGGUUGCCGGGCUGGAGACUGCGAGGGCUGCGGCUGCCGCGAGGGUGCAGGAGCUGGAGGCGGCUGCGGCGUCGAGCACCGAGGCCGCGACCAGGCUGGCCGCCGAGCACGCUGAGCAGGUUGCCGGGCUGGAGACUGCGAGGGCUGCGGCUGCCGCGAGGGUGCAGGAGCUGGAGGCGGCUGCGGCGUCGAGCACCGAGGCCGCGACCAGGCUGGCCGCCGAGCACGCUGAGCAGGUUGCCGGUCUGGAGGCUGCGAGGGCUGCGGCUGCCGCGAGGGUGCAGGAGCUGGAGGCGGCUGCGGCGUCGAGCACCGAGGCCGCGACCAGGCUGGCCGCCGAGCACGCUGAGCAGGUUGCCGAGCUGGAGGCUGCGAGGGCUGCGGCUGCCGCGAGGGUGCAGGAGCUGGAGGCGGCUGCGGCGUCGAGCACCGAGGCCGCGACCAGGCUGGCCGCCGAGCACGCUGAGCAGGUUGCCGGGCUGGAGACUGCGAGGGCUGCGGCUGCCGCGAGGGUGCAGGAGCUGGAGGCGGCUGCGGCGUCGAGCACCGAGGCCGCGACCAGGCUGGCCGCCGAGCACGCUGAGCAGGUUGCCGGGCUGGAGACUGCGAGGGCUGCGGCUGCCGCGAGGGUGCAGGAGCUGGAGGCGGCUGCGGCGUCGAGCACCGAGGCCGCGACCAGGCUGGCCGCCGAGCACGCUGAGCAGGUUGCCGGGCUGGAGACUGCGAGGGCUGCGGCUGCCGCGAGGGUGCAGGAGCUGGAGGCGGCUGCGGCGUCGAGCACCGAGGCCGCGACCAGGCUGGCCGCCGAGCACGCUGAGCAGGUUGCCGGGCUGGAGACUGCGAGGGCUGCGGCUGCCGCGAGGGUGCAGGAGCUGGAGGCGGCUGCGGCGUCGAGCACCGAGGCCGCGACCAGGCUGGCCGCCGAGCACGCUGAGCAGGUUGCCGGGCUGGAGACUGCGAGGGCUGCGGCUGCCGCGAGGGUGCAGGAGCUGGAGGCGGCUGCGGCGUCGAGCACCGAGGCCGCGACCAGGCUGGCCGCCGAGCACGCUGAGCAGGUUGCCGGGCUGGAGACUGCGAGGGCUGCGGCUGCCGCGAGGGUGCAGGAGCUGGAGGCGGCUGCGGCGUCGAGCACCGAGGCCGCGACCAGGCUGGCCGCCGAGCACGCUGAGCAGGUUGCCGGUCUGGAGGCUGCGAGGGCUGCGGCUGCCGCGAGGGUGCAGGAGCUGGAGGCGGCUGCGGCGUCGAGCACCGAGGCCGCGACCAGGCUGGCCGCCGAGCACGCUGAGCAGGUUGCCGGGCUGGAGACUGCGAGGGCUGCGGCUGCCGCGAGGGUGCAGGAGCUGGAGGCGGCUGCGGCGUCGAGCACCGAGGCCGCGACCAGGCUGGCCGCCGAGCACGCUGAGCAGGUUGCCGGGCUGGAGACUGCGAGGGCUGCGGCUGCCGCGAGGGUGCAGGAGCUGGAGUGUGCUGUCGCUGGAGUUGUAGAGAUGUUUGUGAAGGAGCCUGUGAAUGGUAGCGCAGAUUUUUUGGUGGAUAACAAGGGCUGGGGAAAGGGCGUGGAUCAUGCUGUGAUCGCUAGAGAGCUGGAGUUGGGUCUAAGGCAGCAGGUGAAGGAACGCGAUGCGUUGAUGGGUCGACUUAUGGACGAGGUGAGGCAACUGAAGACCAAGUUGGUGGCAGCAGAUGCCGAGAAAGCAGAGAUAGCGCGAAAUCGAGAAGUGGUCGAGCGAGAGUUGCGUCGACGCGCUGAGGCAACCGAGUCGAGUGGGUUGUUGUCCGGUCAGGAGAACGGUCUCGGCAGCAGGACGAAGCACUACCGUAGCUGGUGCCCAUGUGCAAUGAUGUGA